AUGAAUCCAUACAGAUAUGAUCGACCUCUUGGGGCUAGGGAGCAGGAGGGCAUGAACACGAUCCCGUUUCCCCCAUUUCCAUAUGAUCCAGCAGAUGAGAUGGAUAGAAAUAGCUUCACGCCUCCGCCGCUUAGGUUGCAAGGUCCACCACCUCAAUAUCUUGGAGCACAAGGGAGACUGCUUGGAUAUCCAGGAGAACCUGCAAAAUAUCCUACUGCUGCUAGGGGGAAGAUGGAUGCAGACACAGUUACUCACACUCAUACGCACCAUCACUCUUAUAUGGAGAACAACUUUAGACCACAGCAGCCCAUUUCUUAUGAUGCAGCACCCCGCCACGCACUUAUUCCUCCUCCACCAGACCUGAGAGGCCCCCCUAACCCCUAUAUUUCAUCUUCAGGGCACCCAGGGAAUUUUGCUGCAGCUGCAGCUACGCCUGAAGGUCCACCCCAUUCACAGGAACGUCCUCGGCCUUUCUACCGAGGUGUUCCCUCAUUCGGGCAGCAUGCACAAGUACCAGAACUGACCGGGCCUGCUCUGGCAAGAUCAAGACACACUAGCCAGGAGCUUCAAGAUACAGACCACUUGCCUUCCUCCCGUCCUAUCUCCCUGGCCUCGCUUGCUACUAUCACGGCCAAGGGCAAGGGGCCAAGGGCUGGAACACCACAGGGAGUCGACUUGGGUGACGAGAAUCCAGGUGAUUUGGAUAUGUUUUAUAACAACCACCGAACCACGGGUACAAGAUCAAACCCUAGGAUGCUAGCGGGUCCCAGUGCAUCCUUGAUGGCUCACCAACUGCAAAAUGUGCCUAGAGUUGAUGUUAGAGGACACCAUGGACAGGCAGGAGAACUUAUAUCUCAAUAUCACCAUCAUCAGAGCCCACAACGCGCACUUAACUCUGGACAGCAUAUGUUUUCAGUCGACCCAGGGGCGCCUCAAUAUCAAAACCCAAACAUCGCUCCACCGAUUCCGUGUCAGCCUCCCCAUAUUAAUUAUGCAAAGCAUGCAACUGUGUCAGCACCCGCAACAUCAGCGCCCACUCCAGCGCCGCCGAAGACCAGACCGGCAACUCCAACUGGCCCUUAUGUUAUGGGACCCGAUGAUCUUAGCCCUACUAAACAAGAGGAGAAGUUCAUGGCUCAGAAGAUGAUGCUGGAAAGGCUUGAAGAUAAUUCGAUCAACGACACUCUUGAAAUUGACUUCUCGAAACUUGGUGUUAAUCAAACCGAUCACUACCUGGAUCUCAUUGGCGCUCCACCUAGACCUAGGCCCGAAGUGGAAAAUACCGGAAACGAAGAAGGUCGACAAAAUGGAAUGCGUACAAACAUAGAUGAAAAACAGCAUGGGCCUAAGCUGACAUCCCCUCAGGGGGUAGUUCCAGGGAAAUCUACAAUGGCAACCCGGACCUCCCCUGCCGUAACUGGCCACGAUAUGUCAAGUGCUAGUGACACUCGAGUUUCAGGGACUCGUCGUCAGGAACAUAAAGAUGUCGCGGCUCAAACGAAGACAUCCCAGUUCUUAUCAGCUGCAUCCCAUACGCAGUUAAUUAAAUCUAUCAGCCGCGAUGCGGACGAUGACUUCGAUAGCCCAGCAUGGGAAGUUAGCAAUCUACGACGUGCAGGGCUCAUUCCGCCAAUCUCCUCUGGAGCAAAUGAUAAAAAGGAUAGCGUUUCCCAUCCAUUAGAAACCCACCAGGAGGUUCCGCCCACUGAUUAUACCGGGCCUAUAUUUGGCCGUUAUAUCGGUGGACAUGUGAGCAUGCAACCAGAUUUUGUCUACCGCCCAGUUCCCUGGUCUAUUUCCACGGCAGAAGAAACUAAAAAGGCCAAAGAAGCCGAAGAGGCCUCGAAACCGUCGUCUCCUAGAGCUUCCAAGUUCCCACCUCCAGGUUUACCACCUCCACCCACCUUACUGGAAAGCCCAAUCGGCAAGAAUCGUGCCACAAUUAAGUCUGCCAGCGACAAAAAAGCCCGUAUAAACGAAACUCUCAAGUGGUACCGCGCCGAUCGUCGUUGGAAUGAGGGGCUCCGCGAACGUUUAGGGGAUAUUGUGCAAGACUACAAGGAAUGCAAUGGUGAUAUAAAUGCAGCAACCAGUGCUAGCGUGAGCCGUGAUAUGGCCGAACGAACCACUGGUUUACUGGCUCAGGCCAUUGCAAACCUCCAAUCCUAUCUUGAUGGAAACGCGAAGGACCAGGCUGGGAAUUUUGCCAAUUAUGGCCCAGUCCCGGACGAAUGCUGUGACUCGUGCAAGGAUGGUAGCUUUAGCCUCUUCGAUGUCCAGCCUGGUCCAUUCAGAGGCUCCGAGACGAGGAACUAG
Molecule: messenger RNA, 2316 nt
Organism: Arthroderma uncinatum
Lineage: Eukaryota; Fungi; Ascomycota; Eurotiomycetes; Onygenales; Arthrodermataceae
Exons: 1
Coding region: 1-2316 (771 amino acids)
Source: RefSeq, a predicted model, not a curated record